Molecule: messenger RNA, 4041 nt
Organism: Acipenser ruthenus (sterlet)
Lineage: Eukaryota; Metazoa; Chordata; Actinopteri; Acipenseriformes; Acipenseridae
Product: glial cell line-derived neurotrophic factor-like
Exons: 3
Coding region: 699-1370 (223 amino acids)
Biological process (GO): peripheral nervous system development; negative regulation of neuron apoptotic process; positive regulation of branching involved in ureteric bud morphogenesis
Molecular function (GO): glial cell-derived neurotrophic factor receptor binding; growth factor activity; receptor tyrosine kinase binding
Source: RefSeq, a predicted model, not a curated record
UGUAGGCAGCGGCGCAUCUGUAAUGACUACACCCGCAACUGCCCAAGAUACAGCUGUACUGUUUCUAAUAUUUGAUCCCAAGACAAGGGUAGGGAUUAAACGAGCUCUUCUCAGGUUGUCAGGUUGUUUUACUCCUCACAUUCCAGUUGGAUCUAAUUGUACGCGAUCUGCCUCUAAGGGAGGGAAGAGUGGCGCUUUUCUCUUCUUCAAAGUCAUAAUCUUGAUAACUCGACUAAAGAGUCCUGUUCCCGCUUCUCAGCUGUUUUUAUACCCAUGCUAUCUCAACCAGCUGCCGUUACAGGAGCCCUGAUGUCUUCAUUUGACUCCCUGCAGUUGUUGAUGGUGUGUAUUUCUCAGAUUUCCAGCGUGGGUCUCAGCAUCCCAUUUUCAGACAAGUGAGUUUGGGAGUCUUCUCAAACAGACCGUUUGCCUUAACUGUGGCUCGUCGCACGAUUGGCCUCAGCGGAGGGAAUUAGGUACGAAGCAUAACAAAAACUCGAGACUUUAAAAAAAAAAAAAAAAAAAAAAAACCUUUUUAAAAAAAAAAGGAAAAUCACAUUUUUUUUCCCCUUGUGGUGUCAAACCAGGAACAAUUAAAUGCAUUUCUUGGCGUUUUACUUGGAUUUUCAGAUUCAUGUUUAUAAUAAUAGGUCUGAAGAGACCAAAUAAAAGGUUCCUUUAUAGGAAUUAAGUCUAAGAUGAAGUUAUGGGAUGUAUUGGCCACGUGUUUGUUGCUGCUGACCGCUGUCGCUACAAGUCCGCUCUUCGGAAACUGGUAUUCUGGCAGGAAAAAGUCGACGUACCUGGAACAGCAGCAAGAGGUGCCUUCGUUGCUACUGGAAGAUUCUGAACCUCAAUCGGUUAGCGUGGAGUCCUCACUUGAAGAAUACACUAUGCCAGAGCUGUAUCCAGAGCAAUUUGAAGAUGUAGUGGAGUUCAUUCAAGCCACAAUAAAAAGAUUAAAGAGAUCCCCGGACUGGGCACUUCCAGCUCGGAACAAAGAGGACAAGAGACGGCAAAAAGCUCCAGCAAACACAGACACUGCCAUAAAAAAACCUGUCAGGAACAGGAACCGGGGCUGCGUUUUAAAGGAGAUCCAUUUAAACGUAACCGACCUGGAUUUAGGUUACCAGACCAAAGAGGAGCUUAUUUUCAGGUACUGUAGCGGGUCCUGCAACUCCCGGGAGACCACCUAUGACAUGAUACUGCAAAAUUUAACAAAAAACAAAAAGCUGGUCAAGGAGAAAGUGAAAAUGCAGGCCUGCUGUCGGCCCACAGCCUUUGACGAUGACGUAUCAUUUUUAGACGACAACCUGAUAGACUAUCGCACACUUAAAAAACAUUCCGCCAAGAAAUGUGGCUGCGUCUGAAUUGUUUUUCUUUGGAACAUGUUGCAUUCCUGCAGUAUUUGAGGAUGGGACCAAGGUAGUUAUCAGUCCCAGGGGGAGAACAUGACCAAGGAUCCAGAACAGAAGACAAGGGGGCUGCUGGUACUAGAAGUCUAAGCUGCCUAAGGGCCAGGAGGGAGAAGACAUGACUGCUCUGGUCCAUGUACAUGGAGAUACAGGAGCAACUGGUUUGAAAGCCACACUUUACAACAUAUUUUAUGUUCCUGUGGUCACUGCAGGUUUACAGUAUAUGGGUCCCAUUAUUGUUCAAUGAAACCUGAUUCUGUGCUCAUAAACAUAGCUGGAAAGUCAGCAGUGUAGAUGAUUCAGUUAUAUUCUUUGCAUUUCUUCAAAGUAGUAUCACUUAGCCUACUAACUUAAAUUGACCAGUUGUCUAGUUAAAUUAUCCUAGACCCCUAAGAAACAUAUAACCUUUAACUUCUUAUACAUUGUAUACACACCACACCCAUACAUGGUUAUGGGUGCAGUUUGUCUAUAAUAAAUGUAUGUUUUUAAAAAUAGUAUUACUUCUACAAUUAGACUAAUGCAAGUUGUUGACACUACUGCAUUUGCAUUGGGUAUAAUUUAAAUCAGCCAUUUUCUUGAAAAUAGGGGGCAAAAAUAUCCUAGAGCACUGAAAGGUUCACAAGUAGUAAAAUAUCAACAAGGGAAACUGUAGCGAUAAUGUAAACCACAGUAUAAAAGACAGUAUUGUAUGACAGGUCUCUCCUCUUUCCAGUUGUUGUUCACUUAGAUGUACAAGGCAUCCAGAGGUUUUUGAUAACAUUAGCUGGUUUUACAAUACUCUUGCAUAAAUGAGUUAUGUGAAGAAUUCAUUAUUUUCUUGAAAUAUAGGUCCAGAUGUUGAAUGCAUCAGUAAGAAAAGGUAGCACAAAAGGGAGUUGUGUUUAUGGGCAUUUCUUUGGAAAGGCUACAUGUCAAGGUUAGCUUAGAUCUGGCUAUGCUGCUCAGAACAGAUUUAUAAAGUUUACAAAAGACUCCUAAUUCUCUUUUAAUCAGAUCACUCAGUCAAAGGCUGGUCACUGAGGCCGAAGGGACUACCUAAUGCAAUGCAUCUAUUCAGAUUCCUAAAUAUAUAAAAGAUAUUUAUUGAAAUUUAAUUAACUUAUUAUUAUUUAUUACAGUCCAUUUUAUGAUGAAACUGUACUUUUUUCUUAUUUAUUUAAACUUCUCUUGAAUGGUGCCAAAGUGGAACAUGUGUUUUGUGAAAAUGUUUGCAUGAUGCUGGGAACAAGACUUCAAGUUUGUAAUAGUAUUUAAACUUGAGCUACGUGAAAGAAAAAUCACUAACUUUACCUUUUUGUCCGUCAAAAGAGGUUUCUUCAGUGUUACCAUUUUGAGGAUUCCUGCUACAUUUUUUGAUGAUUUUUAGAAUAUACUCCUGCCUUUGUUUUAACUGUUGUUUGUUGCUGUUUUUAUUUGGAGUUACUACACUUCACUAAAGACUGACAGUGGAUAAUGCAAUGGUGUUACCUAUUUCUUAUCUUAGGGUGUCAUAAAGCUUUCUUAAAAAUGUCUAUUUUAUUAAAAAAUCUAUUGUAAUUUUUCGUCAGUAUUGUAUUAUUUGGAAAAUGUGUUUUUAACCGCCAUCUAAAUUAGUUGCUGGAGCUAAAUUGUGAAAUAUAAUUCAAAGUUUACUCUAUGACAUUCGACCAAGGCAAUGGUCAAUGAUCCAGUUAAUAUUUUUCUGCAAUACUUGGAGGUAAUGGAUUUAAAGACUCUUAGUGAAAAAGGAAGUCAAGGAAGAUUCCAUUACAUGUAUAAACAUAAAAAAUACAUUCUAUAUUUAUUUAUUUAAUGGCCAGUGCCUGUGGAAAAUUUGAUACACUAUAUAAUGGCUUGUCCUGAAAAUCACACCAAGAUAUAUUAUCUGUUAUAAUUGGUAAAGCUUGAUAUAGAUGGCCCAUUUUAACAUGCAUUUUUUUAAAUACAUGCUUACAUUAGGUCUGGCAAAUAUAAAAACAUCUUGUCAAUUUCUGUUUGAAGGGAAGAGUUUGAAUGGUAGCCAUAAAUGGAAUCAUUUGUAUUCCAUUAAUCUUUAUUAAUAGGAUCAUCAGCAUAAAACACACACUGUACAAUAAUACUUGCAGGAUAAGUUUAAAAUAUUUCCCAAUAGACAGUCACAGAAUUGUAGAGACUGGUAAAGACAAGCACUUUGCUUGGUAUGUGUUUAGCAUGCUUCUUUUAACCUUGUAAAAUGUAUGAGCUUGUUAGCAUUGCCCCAGUUCAAAAGUAGCAUGCACUGUCCUAUCAUUAGGUAAAAUGGAGAUCCUUUGCAUUGUUUUAUUCAUUAAGGCAAGCCACCCAGUUGGCUGGUACAAAUGUAAUCUGUGCAUCCGUGCAUGUUCAAACUUUUAACAGUGAAAGGGUUAUUAAUAUAUAAGCUACAAAAAGGUAAAGUUAUGAUUUCUUUGCAAAACAAAGUGUGCAUUUCCCUAAAGGGUUGUAAAUCACAUACAACUAAUGUCUCACUCUUUUGUGUUACUGAACCAAAGUUCUCUAGAGACUGUAUUUUUGUACAAUAUUCAUUUUAUAACUUUUUACAAAAUUAAACUUGUUUCUAUCUCUUCCAACUGCUGUCUGAUCACAAUUUUUUGGUAAGGUGAAAAAGAUCCAUGUUAAUGUUACACAA